UUCUUCCGUCUCCCCUCUUGUAAGUUGUGAUAGUAUCAUCCCUCUAUAUUUCCAUUUUGUAUAUAUAUAUAUGUACUUUGGCAACCAAACAUGAAAUAUCAAAUUUCAAAAACUUAUUUUUUAAGAUUGCGUUCAAUAGCUCUAUUUUAUUUCCCCUCCAACCAAACACAUCAUAAAUAGCAAAACAAAAACCCUACGCCAACGUAAUUAUAUUAAACAAUUAAAGGCAAAACACCAAACAAAAGCUGAAAUACAAUCAAUACAAAGUUUCAACAAAUAUUUCCUAUUUCUAGUAUUUCACUUGAAUUUUUUCUCUACCCUUAAAAGAAAAACAACCUCCGGCCGAUAUUUCUUGUUUCAACUUAGAUUAUCUUUAAUUUUCAUGGAAAUGCUCAUACCAUUCCGACCAAAUUCAGUCCCUCUUACACCUAUCCACUUCUUAGAAAGAGCGGCCACCGCGUUCGUGGACUGCCCAGCCUUGGUCUAUAAUAAUAACAACAACAAUAAUAAUGGUGGUGGUAGUGUGACGACCACUUAUACUUGGGACCAAACUCAUCAACGAUGUCUACAGGCGGCGUCCUCCAUCAAGUCCCUUGGUAUCAAGCAAGGGGACGUGGUAUCGGUCUUAGCCCCGAAUAUCCCUGCCAUGUACGAACUUCAGUUCUCGGUUCCUAUGGCGGGGGCUAUCGUCAACAAUAUCAACACCCGCCUAGACCCUCGUACGCUUUCGGUUCUGUUACGCCACAGUGAAUCUAAGCUUGUUUUUGUUGACCAUCUUCUUCACCCGCUACUUGUCCGUGCUCUCUCUCUUUUCCCACCUGGUGCACCUCAUCCUCUCAUCAUCCUCAUCAAAGAAGACAACACUGAUGAUAAUACCAAUGGUAGUAUCAAGGGAACAAACAUGGUUGCUAACUACAACCAAUUAGUGGACGGAGGUAACCCGGGUUUCGAGUGGGUUCGGCCUAAGAGCGAGUGGGAUGCAAUCGCUCUUAACUACACAUCUGGAACCACUAACUCCCCUAAGGGAGUAGUCCUCAGUCAUAGAGGUAAUUACCUUUUAGCACUUGAUACGCUCCUUGAAUGGUCGGUUCCAAAGCAGCCCGUCUACUUAUGGACCUUACCCAUGUUCCAUGCUAACGGAUGGAGCUUAACAUGGGGGAUGGCCGCAGUGGGGGCAAAGAAUAUCUGUCUCCGGAAAUUCGAUGCUCCCACUGUCUAUAAUGCCAUCCAACACCACCAUGUGUCCCACAUGUGCGGAGCACCCGUGGUGCUCAACAUGUUAGCCAAUCUUCCUAACGCCAAACCCUUAAAAAACACUGUCCAUAUCCUUACGGCUGGAGCCCCACCACCCGCCUCCGUCCUCUUUCGGACAGAGUCCUUAGGGUUUGUGGUUAGUCACGGGUAUGGGCUCACUGAAACGGGUGGGUUGGUUGUCAACUCUGCAUGGAAGGCCAAGUGGGACCGCCUACCUGCCGAGGACCGAGCUAGGUUAAAAGCUAGACAAGGUGUAGGAUCGCUAGGGAUGACUGAGGUUGAUAUUUUGGACCCUAUAACGGGUCAAGCAGUGAGAAGAGAUGGCUCCACCUUAGGAGAAGUUGUAUUAAGAGGAGGAAGUGUUAUGCUAGGGUACCUGAAAGACCCGGAAGGCACAUCCAAGUCCAUGACCCGAACCGGAUGGUUUCGAACGGGUGAUGUCGGUGUCAUACACCAUGAUGGAUACCUAGAGAUCAAGGAUAGACUCAAGGAUAUAAUCAUAAGUGGUGGUGAAAACAUAAGUAGUGUGGAGGUUGAGGCAGUGUUGUACACCCACCCGGCGGUGAACGAGGCGGCUGUGGUGGCUCGCCCUGAUGAGUUUUGGGGGGAGACACCUUGUGCAUUCCUUAGCUUAAAGAGGAAAGGUGAUGAAGAGGUUACGGAGAAGGCGGUAAUCGACUAUUGUAGGGAGAGGAUGGCACAUUACAUGGUGCCUAAGACGGUGGUUUUCCAGGAGGAGCUGCCUAAGACUUCCACCGGAAAAGUUCAGAAGUUUCUAUUAAGGGAAACCGCUAAAGCAAUGGGCCCACUUAAGGUAUGUUCUUAUACUAAUAAUAAGGUCAUUACUCAAAUCAGUCGAAUGCAAUGAUGUAACUGUAAAUUUAUUAAUUAAGGAGUUUGAUUAAGUUUCGUUUUCUUCCAAAUGUAUGUUUUUUUUUUCCAUUUUCUUUUCUUGAAGAGUUGUUCUACUAAGGUUUAGCAAAGUUUAAUGUAACAUUAUUACUAAGCUAUUAAAUUUGGUUGGUUAUGGUUUUU
This is a messenger RNA of Spinacia oleracea (spinach), 2289 nucleotides long. RefSeq names its product 2-methylpropanoate--CoA ligase CCL4-like. Lineage: Eukaryota; Viridiplantae; Streptophyta; Magnoliopsida; Caryophyllales; Amaranthaceae. The transcript has a single exon. The record is from RefSeq and is a predicted model, not a curated record. The coding region runs from base 383 to 2122 and encodes 579 amino acids.